AUGCAAUAUUCUCGUGUAUCACCUCUUGCAAGUAGAAUCACUCGUCUUUCUGCUUCGAAAACCACAACCGCUGCUUUGCGCAACUUGUCUCAAGUUAGAAACUUACACGUUCAAGCUCCUGCAGCUUUAUACACUGUAGGUUACGAUCGUUUGAGACAAUCAAGUGGCUUCAAGAACGGCAUCUUUGUGAAUCAAAUUAGAAAUUAUGCUGACAAGGUUGUCAAGGUUCCCCAGAUGGCGGAGUCUAUCUCUGAAGGUACCCUUAAACAAUGGGUGAAGCAGGUUGGUGAUUUCGUUCACCAAGAUGAUGAGGUUGCCACCAUCGAAACCGAUAAGAUUGAUGUCACCGUCAACUCUCCUGCAUCAGGUACCAUUGUCGAGGUGUACGCUCAAGAAGAAGACAAUGUCUCUGUUGGUGCCGACUUCUUCAAAUUGGAGCUUGGUGAUGCACCAAAAGAAGGUUCCGCCCCUGCUGCCAAGAAGGAAGAACCCAAAGAACAACAAGCUGAAGAAUCAAAACCUGCUGCUGCUGCUGAACCCAAGAAGGAAGAGGCUCCUAAGAAGGAAGAAGCUCCCAAGCCUGCCGCUCCCUCUACCCCCAAGCCCGCCGCUGCUGCUGCUCCCAAGGCUGAAGAGACUGAGAAGGUGUAUGGUAGCCGUAAUGAGUCCCGUGUCAAGAUGAACCGUAUGCGUCUCAGAAUUGCUGAACGUUUGAAGCAAUCUCAAGAUACCGCUGCUUCAUUAACCACCUUCAACGAAAUCGAUAUGACCAACUUGAUGAACCUUCGUGCUGAAUACAAGGAUGCCGUUGUUAAGAAGCAUGGUGUCAAGUUUGGCUUCAUGUCUGCCUUUGUCAAGGCUGCUGCUGAAGCCUUGCACGAAAUCCCUGCUGUCAAUGCUUCCAUUGAUGGUCAAGAAAUCGUCUACCAUGACUUUGUUGAUAUGAGUGUUGCUGUCUCUACUCCCAAGGGUCUUGUCACUCCUGUUUUGAGAAAUGUCGAGGAUAUGGGCUUCAUUGAUAUCGAAAAGAACAUUGCUGAGCUCGGUAAAAAGGCUCGCGAUAACAAGAUCACUAUUGAAGAUAUGGCUGGUGGUACCUUCACCAUCUCCAACGGCGGUGUCUUUGGUUCUUUGAUGGGUACUCCCAUCAUCAACUUGCCUCAAACUGCUAUUUUGGGUAUGCACUCCAUCAAGGAAAGACCUAUUGCUGUCAACGGAAAGGUUGAGAUCCGUCCCAUGAUGUACGUUGCUCUUACCUAUGAUCACAGACUCGUUGAUGGUCGUGAGGCCGUUACAUUCUUGGUUAGAAUUAAGGAACUCGUUGAAGAUCCCAGAAGACUUCUUUUGGGUGUUUAA
Molecule: messenger RNA, 1356 nt
Organism: Mucor velutinosus
Lineage: Eukaryota; Fungi; Mucoromycota; Mucoromycetes; Mucorales; Mucoraceae
Exons: 7
Coding region: 1-1356 (451 amino acids)
Biological process (GO): tricarboxylic acid cycle
Cellular component (GO): mitochondrion; oxoglutarate dehydrogenase complex
Molecular function (GO): dihydrolipoyllysine-residue succinyltransferase activity
Source: RefSeq, a predicted model, not a curated record